Messenger RNA from Xenopus laevis (African clawed frog), 5480 nucleotides. RefSeq names its product signaling receptor and transporter of retinol STRA6 L homeolog (gene stra6.L). The transcript has 18 exons. Gene Ontology annotation, cellular component: plasma membrane. NCBI's taxonomy places the organism in Eukaryota, Metazoa, Chordata, Amphibia, Anura, Pipidae. The coding region runs from base 229 to 2148 and encodes 639 amino acids. Gene Ontology annotation, molecular function: retinol transmembrane transporter activity; signaling receptor activity. Gene Ontology annotation, biological process: vitamin A import into cell. The record is from RefSeq and is a predicted model, not a curated record.
GUGCAGCAGUGAUGUAAAAUGUGUCACAGAUGGAGGAGGAGUUACACCUGAUAAAGCUUUAUUGGGGUUAUGCCCAUUCAGGAGAAUGGUGAUGGAAAGCAAUGGCAGACUAUAUUCUCCACCUCUGCAGAAUUUGCCUGUGCCACCUGAAAUCUUGUAUUUGUUUGACAAACCCUGACUCUGGCUAACCUUACAGCUUGCCAGAAACUGUGAACUGGGGUCAGCAUCAUGUCCAUAGAACAACUCCAAGGGAGUUCCGAACCUCAGCAUGGAGACUUUGCUUAUGACGACUGGUACAUAGAUGAACCCCAGGAACCAACUGUGAACCCUGAUGAAAUUAUUCCAGAAUGUGUCCCAACUUUGUCAUAUGGACUGUAUCACCUCAUCCUGGCAUCAUUAUCUCUUCUCACUAUGCUGCUACUCUCCUUCCUUAUUCGGCGUCGAAAACUCUGCAAAUCCUGCUGCUGGGGUGUCCCAGGCCUACUCAGUCCUCUGAACCUUUUGGAGGAUUCUGGUAACCGGUGGAUACCCUGUGCUGUUUUUGGUUUGCUCUUCUCCUGUCUUUGGCGGCUGCUUCUGGACCCUACUACUCUUAACUUCAUCACAGAGCUUGGGGGACCACGACAAGAGUUCUGGAAGAUCUUGGCUCUCUUCUAUUACCCUGCUUUGUAUUAUCCGCUGCUGGCAUGCCAAAGUGUACAACGGACAAUCGGGUAUUUACUGGGCACAAUAUUAUCCUGGCUUCAUUGUGGUGCCCUCAUCUGGCAGACUGCAGAGUGUCCAGAAACACCACAGUUCUACAGAUACUACUCAUUGCUGUCAGCACUGCCCCAAAUCUGCUGCCUGAUACUGCUAAGUGCUGUCUACCCUGCCAUGAUGAUGUACAGUCUGCGCCGACGCUCCAACGUGGAACAGGCUUCAGAUAAAAAUAAUUACUUACAAUAUCUCAAGAGUGUUUUAAGAAGGAAAGGUUCCAAUAGCAGUAAAGAGUCCGGUGGUUUUGGAUCCCAAGUGUCACAAAUAAUCUGCUCUUAUCUCUACCCCCAAAAUGCAGGCUUCCGCUUGUCACUGAGAUCUGUCCUUGCAGUAACGGCAUCAAUACUGUCUGGAUACCAGGUGGCUCUUGUGUUACUUGUCGUGUUUCUUCCUACUGUGAAGAAAGUCCGCCAGGCUGUGGAUGCAGAAUUUAUCCUCAUGUUGGCUGGCUUUGGUGUGAAUGUAGAUGAAGAUAAGUCCAGAGCAGUGGCAUACGUUGCCUAUUAUAUCUGGGCAGUAGAAGUGUGUUACACUGCUGCACUGGUGCUGGCCUGCGCUGUUACUGUGACCAUGCUCCUGCGAUCCCUUGUCAAGCACAGAUGGGCUCUCCAAUCACUGUGUUCUGGACAAGUUUCCCUUGUAUUCCUACAGUCCUGCAAUAUCAGACCAACACCCAUGGCACUCUCCAGUUGGAUGAGUCAUGUCAGCUACCAGGUGGCAGUGACCUGUUUUGGCCUGAUUAUCCAGCAUGUUGUCCUGUUCUUUUGCAAUUUGGUUGUAGCCUUCCUUAUAAUUAUUCCCAUCGUCUAUGGAAAGUUCCAGAUCAUUCUGCACAUUCUAGAGAACACGUGGCCAUUCUGGCUGCUUUUGGUCUUGGUGGCAUUGCUGCAGCAUCUGUGCACCCAUUUCGUAUUCCUGGAGAGAAGUCUGGCACAAAUCGAUAACAGGAGAAGCCUCUUCCUGCUUACUUUCCUCCUGUUGCCUGUGAAUGCCCUGAGGGGAUUGCUGUUAUCCCUUUUACGUCUCCUGGUCUCUACAAUCUUUAAUGUCACCCACUUCUGCCGCCUGGAUGUGAGUCUCCUCCAGCACAGUGUGCAGGGCUGGGACCCAGCAUACCGGAAUUACUGCCACUUUCUGAUGCUAGAAGUCAGUGAGUGUCACCCACUGGUGAGAGCAUUCUGCCUGCUGGUGGGACCCUCAAAGGAAAGACAAGCAGACUUGGAGGAGGGAAUUCAGUUGAUGCCCCCAGAUGGAAAAAUUCAAAAGGGAGGGCGAUCCCACCUUGCCCGUAUACGUUGGAGUUUGGCAUAUACCCUCAUCCACAACCCAUCUCUACUAUCCCACCGAGCAAGCAUCUGCACCAACGGAGCAACCUCUAUGCGCCCCACGUAGCACUUGGCUUUUGCCCAGGCACUGCCCAGUAACAUAGACUACCUCUCCCUCUGUCCCCUUCCCAUAAAUACCCCAAAUACAAAGUGUGGAAAGAUCAUUGUACUGUGACGGGUUGGCCCUUUUAUUUUUGCAUCCUAGAAAACUAAUUUUCUUAUAAAAAAAAAAAACUUUACUAUCAUAGUAUGUUCCUGGUGCUGCUACUUAUGGUUUUUCUUUCCCUCUCUCACAACUUCUCCUUUCUCUUACAAAACAUCAGUGUUUUUGUUUUUUCCCGUGUUUCUCCCAUCUCUAUAUACCUUCCUGGGUUUCAUUAUAGAUACAGCACUGUACACUUUUUGUUUCCCAAAGAUUCCAAUGUGAUGUCCAUGGGUCUUCUGUUUUUUUCCUAAAGCCUUUUUUUAAAUCUAAAUCCCUUGUGAAUUAUUUAAUGUAAAGCUUUCAGGUUACAUAGUAUAGCAUGUAGCAUGACAAUACAGGUCACCCUUAAGUGCAAUGUGUGAUAACCUUUGAGUAUAACUUACAGAGUGCCUUAUUAUGUAUUACGGCCAAAUGUGGGCCAGCAAGAGCACUAUUAAUACUGUUAUCCAGCAAUACAAGAGUGUAACUGUGGAACAACACACUUGUUUCACCCCUGAGUUUACCACCAGCACUAGUAUAAACUUCUGCCCUUGCUCCUGUAACCAUCCUGACACCUCUGCAUGGUUAUAAGAUAUUGAGAUUUCAUUUGGUGCCUCUGAUGUGUGGUUAGAUACAUGGCACAGGUAGAUCAUGUCUUCUUUAAUAUAAUAGAUUGAAAUGGUUCCAUUUGCAGCCUUCUUAUAGUCUUUUAACCUUUUGAAAUUUGCGUUCACUAUCAAUUUAGAAAUUCCAGCCUCCUUGCAAAGUAAAUUGAUCUUGCCUGCAAAGGGGUCGUCACCUUGAAUUGCUAAAGGUAUUUUGCAAUGUGUGUUAGGCACCUGGUUGAGAGAGAAACCUCCAAACUCUUUAGGAGAUGAACAAGUAAUCUCUUUCCUUCUAUCAAUGGUAAGUUUGUUUUUUUCCAACCAGUCUUUCAGCCACAUUAGUUGACAAGAGCAGUUGAAUGGGUUGCUGUGAAGUUGAAUAUGAGACAGAGAAGACAAAGGUUGGAAAGUACCCUCUGCAAUAGUUGAAAAAUGGUUGUUGCUAAGCUGGAGAGACCUCAGCUCUUUAGUGCUGCUGAAAGUGUCUAAUGGAAGGUAUACCAAUCGAUUAUUAUUGAGAAUAAGAAUCUGAAGCUUAUGGAGGGUGGAGAGAUCACUCCAGGGAAAAUCCAGGAGAAGGUUAUGGCUGAUGUCCAAGUUCAUCAGUUGGGUCAGAUUCCUAAAUGUGCCAGGGGCUAUUGUAACAAUUUGGUUGUGUGACAGCCAGAGAGAGACGAUACUCCAGGUAUUGGCAAAACAAGAAGUGUUAAGAGCUGUGAUUUGGUUGACAGAUAUGCUGAGCUGUGUAAGGUUGGAAGGCAGGUCUGUUGGUAUAGACUUCAGCUCCAGGUAUGAGCAAUCGGCAGAAGGGCGCUUAGAAGCAGAAACACACCGGCACCUUUCAGGGCAAGGAUUUGUUGGUGCGUGAGAGAGGCACCACACUAUGACCAUGAAUAUAUGGGAGAGCCCCAUUUUCUAGAUGGACCUGAAAGAGAUGGUUAUAUAGCAGAGUUGACAGAAACAUGGGAAGAUCAAGUUUAAUUAGACAGUGUAAUAACUAUGUUAAAAUCUUUUUACAGCUCCUAGUCGAGGAUGAUGAACUCUAUUGCAGACAUGUAAUGAAAUUUAAAUCUUAUAGGACUCUACUUGGUGUCAUGCCCUCCUGGGUCACCCUAGCAGUUGCAGGGUAUAUUCCUCCUAUUUUACACCCCAGCAGAACCACAGCUAGGAACAGGGAAAAAUAGCUAUAAUGCACCACACUGAAUAUAGCUUACAGUAAAAUUCAAAAAAAUAUCACAUGGAAAUCUGUCCUUCCAACACAUACUGUGGUUAUUGCUGGCUGUUUAAACUGAUUAUUUGUGUUCCCCUGACAUAAGUUGUGAUUUUAUGCAUGAGUUACACAGUUUCAAAUCCUGCAUAAAUAAUACAAAUUAAUGUAAGGGACAAUCUCAUGAGUCCCAAAUACUUCAAGGGACAAUCUCAUGGGUCCCAAAUACUUCAAUUCACUCCAGUCAUGCUGUAAUUCAAUUUAAGCCAAACACAGUACAGAAUUGACUGAUAUUGAUUCAUUGUGUGUGUGUGUGUGUGGGGGGGAUUAGUUCCCAAUCUAGUGUUUUUAAUCUAUAAUAGGAAGUCAAGCCAUAACCCAUAUUGUAUGUCUGAAAUCAUAGGUCAUACUUGCACGCAGUGUUAAAUACAUAAAAUCCAGUAUUAAACUAUUCAUAUCUUACUUAAACCUUAACAGCUGAGCAUUGCUAUUGUCAUGAGAGCCCCAGGCAGAGCUGCUCCUGCCAUUUUCACAGAAGGGAGCUGCCAGGGUUUGAACUCUGUUUGCAGUUUCCUUAUAUGGCAUUUGCCAUCCUAUAAGUUAGGGGUGCUGUGUUCAUCUUCAACGGAAAGUGUUACUGGGCUCCUCUUUUUGUUACUGGGCUCCUCUGAACAACAAGUGUCCCCUUCUUUCACCAUUGAAGUGUUUAUAAACUCAAUCCUAUUGGUUUCUCUUUCUGUCACACAAGAGUCCCCUUUCUCUUUCUCGGAUGUUUGGCUGUGGAUAUUAAGGAAUCUGCCAGCCCUGAUCACACGCACUUCACUUAUAUAAUAAGACAGCCAAAUUCUCUGUGUUUGGAAGGAAAGUUGAAAACUCCCUUCUCUCAGUGCAAGACUUUCCCUGACCUGCUCUCCCCAUGCUUCUCUCUGCAUAUUUCUUUUUCCUUCAUUUCCAGUCUCCUUCCUUGUAUCCUUCUGUAACCCUUGUCACACCGCCCAUUCCUCUCCUGUUUUGCUCCUUUCUUUUUUGAAAAACCUGGCAUUUAAUCACUUCUAGCUCCCAUUAUAAUUCAGUCUUGCCACCCACCCAGUCCUCUUACCUUAACAGUCUCUUGUCUCCAGCAUGAAAAUAGAAUACGCAAACAAGCUCCUUCUCCUCCCCUUCCUCCCCACUGGCUGGGAAGAACCCAAAAAAUAACAUCAUAACAAGCCAAAUUCUAAUCUCUCAUCUGGAAUCCUUCUCUGCCUUUUAUCAUAGUUUCCUCAUUUAUUUUUAGUACUGAUUCCAGCAGUUAACCCAAUAGGUAAUUGUAGAAAAUGGAAAAUCAAUUAAAAUAAUCUCCAGCUCUGUACAGAAUGUAGGUCUUAGUUUAAUAUAUUCUAUUAAAGGGAUAUUAACAUGAA